AUGGACCCCUGCGCACCCGCCAGUGAAUGGGGCAUGCGAUGUGGCAACCUGUAGAAGGCAGAAGACGUCUGACGCGAGCUCCGUUUCUCAGCAGCAGCUUCCGCGUCUGAAAUCGUCCGGCAAAGAGGCAAAAGCACCCCGCCACGCAAUCGCCGCUGCCUGUGGCGUACAUUUCCUUCGCCUCGUGAGCCGCACCUCUGCUCGGGAAUCAACACCACACAAUCCUCAGCGCUCAACAUGGCGUCUACGCAGUCGCCUGAAGCGCGGGAGCUGGCGUUGGUGGGCAAGGUCGAGAUGCGAAUAGCUCUGGCCGACUCGGAACAGAAGCUACAGGACCUGCUGAAGCUCUACCUGACUCCACUUCUUCUUAAGCUCGGCUCUGAGAGCGUUGCUGUGAGGAACAAGGUUAUAUCUAUUUGCCAACACAUCAACACUCGCAUAAAACCGCAAGAAAUCAAGCUCCCAGUAGCUGCCCUGCUCAAACAGUUCAAAGAGAAUGGCGACGUGGCCCUCAUCCGGCAUUUUGAUAUUCUGUACAUACAACAGGGUAUAUCACGCCUUCCUGUUUCCGAAAGGCUCGAACUCCUUCCCAUUCUGAUCCAGGGGAUUUCGAGCGACUACAAGAAGUCCAACCAGCACACCUCUCAGCUGUUCCAUCUGAUCCUGCGACUGCUCACACACUUCAAACUCCCCUUACGAGGGAGCAAAGAGGAUGACGAGCUCCGCUCUGCAUUGGGCGUCCAGUCAGAGGAUGCAAAAUUCCUCUCACACUGGUUUGGCAAGCUCCUGCUCCUCACCGUUACUCGCACCGCCAAUCCGGAUGUAGCAGCUUCAAUGCGAUGUCCUGGUCUCGCUGUUGAAGAGUACAAAUUCCUCACCUUACAGGGCAAACCUGAUGCCUGGGAUCCUAGUUCGGAUGCCGGUCUGAAUUUGAUAGAGUCCAAAGCUCUUGUGACCCGUUUGUUGGCAAGUGGCAUGUUCACUGAAGAUGAGAAGUUUCUACCUGCGCUUUUCGCCUCCGCAGAUACUAAUUCGCGGAUCUCUGAAGUUGGCGAGGAUGUUUUGAAACGCGUAAUUCCCUCAACCGAUCUGGAGGAUGCUGAAGUCAUAAAGACGUUGCUUGGGUUAUACUUUGGCUCAUCAGCUCCCGAAGGCGCACCAGCAGUAAAAGUUCCCCUACGCAUCAGGAUACUCGGAAUCCUGUCCAAAUCAGUAACGUGUACGAAAUUUCCGAAAGAUAUCGCCCGUAUUGUGGAGGAGGGGUUGCUUUCCCCUGAAUUAAGCGCUACGAAUAAGACCACGGCGGGCAGAGAAGCAUCCAAAUAUCGGUCGGCAAUCUUUGCUCUAGUCAAUUUUGUUGCCCGCAGAGGUGCAGCCGAUCACCUCGCUACUGUUGCCGAAGGCCUCGUGGGUAAUUUAAGAGCCUUUCUUCAGGACCAGGGUUGGCCGACACCAGAUAGGGACCAGGACAUGGAACUUCGCGGAUACGGUUAUGAAACUAUUGGCUUGUUGGCGAAAGCGUCCCCGAAGUCCAUAUUGCUCGAGCCCAACUUGGAUCUACUCGAAUGGCUUUUUCGCUCCUUGAGGGAAGAUGCUUCUGGGAAAGAAGUGGCUGUGAGCAUUGAUGAAGCCCUCUCGUCCGUACUUGGCGCAUUCUCAAGAUCCCUCAGCGACUCUAUACGAACGAAGUUCAGGCAAAUUCUGCUCAAGUAUUCCGCCAGCGUCGACUCUAGCUCCGAGAAGGACGGCAAGAUUCUCAGGAGCACUCGAUAUACUGCUACGAGGUUUGCGAAUCGCUGCCUGUCGUACGAUGAUGUACUAGCAAGAUGGAUUGAUAUCCUUGCUGUAAGCGGAGGCAGCAGCGAAAGGCACGAGGUUGUAGAAGAGGGACGAAAAGGCCUCGAUCCAUUUUGGUUCAAUAUGUCAAACUCGUUACCAGGCAUAGAUGCGGAUGGCGACAAGCUCCCCUUCCCAGACUUCGAUGAGCUUGUUCAGUUCAUUUUCGCUCGACAAGGCGACGACGACGAUGAGAUGGAUGUAGACAGCAACGGAGACGCAGUCUCGCAGGCACAGCUUUUCCAGCAACAGUUCUCACAUACGCUUCCCAUCGUCAUCAAAUUUUGCUCUGAAGUUGCAAUGCACGCCGCGCUCGCAGACAAAGGCAUACAUGAGAAGCUUGCAGAGGACUGGGGUCGUAAGCUCGAGACUCUAAUGUCGUCUGAUCUCCGCGCACGUCAGGCAUUUCGCGCCUUUGCUGCUGUGGAUGCGCAUGCAACAUCACUUGCCAUACUAUUAAGAGCAAGUUUUGACCGACUGACACAAGAUGAACUCAGCGAUGUUGGUGACAUUGGAAGUAGCUUUGUACGCUUCCUCGCCUUAUGCCCCGACAAGAUCUGGAAGCGUGCAUCGUUAUUACGAGACUUUCGCGCACUAGAGCCUUCAGUGCUAUCGAACAAUGGAAAUCGUCGAGUGGCAGCCACUCAUGCUUACGGCUUGUUGGCGUCGCAUGAAGACGUUGAAGUUGAAGACGCACAAAAGUCCCUUUCCUUACUCCACCGAAAGAUAGAGACAUGGAAGGAUGCUGUUGGUGGCGAAAUCAACCAAAUCAACGGUGCUAUCGCGGCUUUAGGCUUUUAUCUCAGUCGUGCGCAUUGGAGAGGUCGGUCGUCUUCCAUAGAUGAAGAUUCCCUGAAGAAGACACUAGACGUCGUGUUCAAGAUUCUAGCAGAGUCUAAAGAUGCCACGCUGAAAGCUUCCGUCUUCACCUGCAUAGACCAGCUCAGUCUGUUCCAGGUCAUUAGCCCUUCUGUCAUCGCUUCUUACGCAAAUUUCCAGGAUGUCGCUCAGCAAAUUUACGAUUCUGCUAAGGCCGGUACAACAAGUGCCAUCCUUGCGCUCGGCCAUUUAUCUACUACAACCGACGAGACGAGCAACGACGACGACAAAAGCGAUUACAGUUUCAUCGCCGACAAAUUGUACGAGCUACAUGAGGUAAGACAAUCUGAAGUGCAGUUCUCCGUUGGCGAAGCGUUGAGUUGCUUUGCUUCCGGAUGGGGAUCGAAAGCGCUGGUAGCGGAGCUGGAUAUCGAACACGCGACCCAACAACACGAGCCUUGGGAUGCGACUCCUAUAACCCCAUCGGGACCAAAUCGCGAGAGAACGCUGACUACCGUCCUCGAGAAAACACUGAAGGGCUGCAAACAGACCAAGCCAUCUCUUAAGAAAGCUUCCGUAAUCUGGCUUCUAUGCCUGCUCCAGUACUGCGGCCACAAGUCAGAAAUCCAACAAUACCUCCCACAGUGCCAGCUUGCUUUCAAGUACUGCCUUUCGGACCGUGACGAGGUGGUACAAGAGGCAGCAUCGCGAGGUCUUGGCCUAGUAUAUGAGAAGGGCGACCGCCAGCUGAAGGACGAUCUGGUACGCGACCUAGUAGGAUCAUUUUCGGACAACAAAGCGAAGAUGUCCGGUACCGUCUCGGAAGACACACAGCUCUUUGAGCCUGGUGCUCUUCCUACUGGCGACGGCUCGAUCACAACGUACAAGGACAUUCUCAGUCUUGCAUCGGAAGUCGGGGACUCUAGUCUCGUUUAUCGAUUCAUGUCACUGGCAUCCAACAAUUCUAUUUGGUCGAGCCGCGCAGCUUUUGGUCGUUUCGGCUUGAGCAACAUAUUCUCGGAUUCUAGCGUCGACGGGUACCUUGCUGAGAACCCGAAGCUCUACCCCAAGCUAUAUCGUUACAGAUUUGAUCCGAAUCCUAACGUCCAGCGAUCCAUGAACGACAUUUGGAAUGCUCUGGUCAAGGACUCUUCUGCCACUAUCGAUAAGAACUUCGAUGCUAUAAUGGACGACCUGCUUACCAGCAUCUUGACCAAAGAGUGGCGUGUACGUCAAGCAUCAUGCGCAGCGAUUUCUGAUCUAGUGCAGGGAAGGAGCAUUGAAAAAUACGAGAAAUACCUUGGCGACAUCUGGGACAAAUGUUUCAAGGUUCUUGAUGACAUAAAGGAGUCUGUCCGUGCUGCUGCUGCUUCCCUUGCUCGAGUGCUCACGGGCAUACUCACACGAUCGCUUGAAGCGGGCGACUCGUCGAUCAAGACUGCAGACGCAAUGCUUUCACGAGUACUACCCUUCUUGUUCUCAGGGUCAGGUCUCGAAUCCAGUGCCGAGGAAGUGCGCUUGUUUGCGGUGCAUACUCUUCUUCAGAUUGUCAAGAAGAGCAACGCAAAGACGCUGAACCCACAUGUCCCGGAACUCGUCGAAAGACUCCUGGGUCUGCUGAGCUCGUUGGAGCCUGAAGCUGUCAACUACAUCCAUCUGAACGCAUCGAAGUAUAAUCUCACCGAGCAGAAGAUUGAUGACAUGCGCCUCCAAAGCGUCCGUUCAUCACCCCUUACAGAGUCUAUCGAACGCUGCCUUGAUCUCGCGGACGCAGACACAAUGAAGGCCCUUGUUCCGCGCAUCGAAGCCGCAAUGAAAGCUGCGGUCGGUCUGCCUUCCAAAGUAGGCUGCUCCAGGAUCUUAGUAACACUCAGUACACGGCACAAUUUUGUCUUCCAGCCCUACGCCGAUGGGUUCCUCAAGACAGUACAAAAGUAUGUCCACGACCGCAACGACACCGUGUCAUCGUCGUACGCCGCAGCCGCAGGUUACGUUGCCCGCCUAGCCUCCGACAAGCAACUCAUCGCCACCAUCGCCUUCUGCCACAAACUCUACUUCGAUUCCGAAGACGAAAAGUCCCGUCUCACCGCAGGCGAUAUCAUUCUCUCCAUUUCGAAGAAUGCUGCGGAUCGAUUCACAUCGCUCUCCUCCGAGCUGCUUCCUUUCAUCUUCCUCGCGAAACACGACACAAGCGAGCAAGUCAAACGACUCUUUGAAGACACCUGGUCUGACAACGUCGCUGGCUCGCGCGCCGUCCUGCUCUACCUCAGAGAAAUCGUCAGCCUUUCAGACAAGUACCUUGAGAGCCCGAAGUGGGUGCUCAAGCACGCGGCCGCGAAGACCAUCGCCGACGCUGUGACAUCCAUUACCACCGGCAGCGAAACGAUCAGCAAGACCAACGCAGAGAUCAUCUGGCCGUCUCUCGACAAGGCGAUGGGUGGCAAGACGUGGGACGGCAAGGAAACCGUGCUUGAGGCUUUCGUGCGCUUUGUCGAGCGAGGCGAGAGUCUAUGGAAAGAAGACAAGAAGGUCGCAAAGCAGAUUGAGAAAGUCGCGCUCCGCGAGGCCAAGAGGCAGAACAAGCCGUACCGCCCUCACGCACUCGACGCCCUGGGUAAAAUCUGUCUCGCGCGCACGGAUCUGGAGCUCUCGGGCGCAGUCGUCGAGAUUGUACAGACCGUUCUGGAGGAGACGCUCGGUGUCGACGACGAUGGCGAGAAGAUGGACGUCGAUGGUGGCGAGCCGUUGAAGGAUGCGCAGCUGCAAGAUCGCACGCUCUCAGCGUGCAUCGCAGCCCUCACUCUCGCCCCUAACACCACACUUCUCUCCCCUCCAGCCCUGUCAACUCACCUCUCCACACUCCUUCCCCUCGUUGUCAAAGCAAACGCCACCCACAGAAGUUGUUGUUUGACGCGAGCUUCGAGGGGUUGCCCGAGGCGAUGCGGAUGAAGCGGGCGGAGGCUCUCGUUGCCAUUGCGAAGGUCGGGGGUUGCGGGUGGGUUGUGGAGAAGGCGAAGCCGGAGGUGGAUGGUGGGGAGAGGAGUCCGGUUGUGAGGGGUGUGUUGGCGAAGGUUGGAAAAGAGUAGACUCGGGAGCUUGAUGGUAGAGACAGAAAGGUAGCUUGAUUAUUCAUGUUAACCUUAAUGCAGAAGAGUAUGAUCGGGGCUACUUCCAUGUCCCGGUUUGGAGACUUUGCCACGGUUAAAAUUGUGGUUU
This is a messenger RNA of Paraphaeosphaeria sporulosa, 5871 nucleotides long. Its product is annotated as major component of the proteasome. NCBI's taxonomy places the organism in Eukaryota, Fungi, Ascomycota, Dothideomycetes, Pleosporales, Didymosphaeriaceae. The transcript is spliced from 8 exons. Gene Ontology annotation, biological process: proteasome assembly. The record is from RefSeq and is a predicted model, not a curated record. Bases 238 to 5604 code for a protein of 1788 amino acids. Gene Ontology annotation, cellular component: nucleus; cytoplasm. Gene Ontology annotation, molecular function: molecular adaptor activity.